This is a messenger RNA of Rotaria sordida, 301 nucleotides long. The record is from the annotation of a GenBank genome assembly. Lineage: Eukaryota; Metazoa; Rotifera; Eurotatoria; Philodinida; Philodinidae.
CGUUAGUUGCUUUCGAUUAUGCUUUAUUUAUUAGACAGAAAAACAAAAAAAGAAAAACAUCUGGAAAUAAUAUAUAUUUAUUUUUCUUUUAGUUGAUAAUAUUGAUUCAGAGAAUUAUUCACAUACAAGAUCAUUUUUACGUGAAUCAAGUGUUAUUUUACUUUUUCUACUUGGUCUUAUAUUUACAAUUAUUUUACUUGUCUUAGUCGGUUUCUAUUGUCGAGAUUCAUGGAAACGUGGUCGAAUAUUUAAAAAUCGUUCAACUGAUGCUGAUUAUUUAAUUAAUGGACUUUAUCUUUAA